This is a messenger RNA of Pocillopora meandrina, 11806 nucleotides long. The record is from the annotation of a GenBank genome assembly. Lineage: Eukaryota; Metazoa; Cnidaria; Anthozoa; Scleractinia; Pocilloporidae.
AUGGUUGGGCUUGUUGUAGGCCCUGUGUAGAUCGUUAUCAAACGUUAGAUUCAACCGCAUUUAACACAGUUUUGCACGACUUCACAGACCUGUUGUGGAUUCAAGGUAAUUUGGUAUUAUCAACUGAGUUGAUGGCGUAAAUUGGCCACCUUGUGUCCUGACCUUUAAACAUUUUGUUUCACCACAGUCUCGUUGCCUUCGCUGUCUUUCAUUGCAUGAUGUCUCUGAUCUGGGAUGGAGAUCUAAGCACUUUAUGCAAGCUCUCUCAGUUCUGCAAGUCCACUCUGUCUAAGCUUUUACUGUAAAAUAGUGUUCCUCAUACAUCUUGACGCCAUCAUAACAAUUUUGACCAAAAACUAAUGCUUGGUGACGGGCAUUUGACAGGAGCAAAUUUACAUGUCGUCAAAGACUUGUCUGAUGUGACGGAAAAGACAUAUUUUAAUUAUCACGACUUAGAUUUACAUUCACUUAGAAACAGUAUUUCGGAAAUUAAGGCUUCCGCUUGAAAUAAACUGUGUGAGGGGCGUUAGGUUUAUAGUAAGACGAGGGUACUUCUUCGCUUGAGUUGUCCUCAAAGUUUUGUCUCCCUAGUUUCUUAAUUACCACGAGUUCCACCAUUUCGUUCCGUCUGAUUUCGUUCUAGCUGUUCAGUAAAGUCCGGUACAUUUUGUUUCGACUUGUGAAGACAGGGAAACCGAAGGAGAGUGCGGCGAAAGGCUCGACGAAAUUCGCUAUUCCUGAAAUAGUAUAUCAAUGGGUUGAUCGCCGAUGAGGUAAAGGUGAUUACUUCAAACCAAGGCCUUAUAAAAAUAUCAAUUUCCAUUUUAUUCUACUUCCGCUUUUGCAUUUAUAUAAUAAAAUCUAAUCAACAGUAGAACUAAACUUGGCAUACAUGUGAUAAUGCAAGCGCCUGAAACAAAACCGAUCGUUUCUAUAACUUUAAAAUUUUGCAUAGCACGAAGUCUAAUAUUCCCACUUGAAUUAGGUUUACAGCUCCUGAAAUUCUCUUGGACAAAAUUCUCCUAAAUUAUUUUCUGUCUAAUUUGAACAUGAAUAUCAUCAAAAGAAGACCACUAAUAAAUGAAACUACAAAUGCUAUACAUACAAACGACAUAAAAAGCUCUUUUCGAUCCUUUCCUGGUUGAAAGAAAAAUAUUGAAAAAAGUAAGCCUCAAUGAGAUGAAACAUACGAAAAUGAUGACCGCUAAGCAUCUCCUCUUGGUCAAAAUAUCGUGAUACUUAAAAGGAAAUCGAAUAGAAAAAAAAAGGUCAAUUGAAACACAACAAACGUUGAAAGCAGUGGCGGCGGUUGUGUGAACCCACGACAUUAAUCUAAAAUCAAACAAAAUGUUUUAGACCCUAGGCUGAAUCCAACUUCUGAUGAAAAUUUUAAAAUGGAUCCACGACAAGCCUAACCAAAACGUCCGUCACUGAUUUAGAGGUUAAAUCAAAGUGCUCUGUGAGCAAACUCGUGAAUUGACACAUGAUUUUUUGGAUUAUGUUCAAUGUUAUCUGGUUUAGGGAAUUUUGUGGUUGAUUGUCAUAUCCAGAGUACGAGCAGUAGUUCAGUGUUCGCUAAUGUAGCAAAGAAACAAAGUAACGUUGGGAUAAGAAGGCAUUACAAAUGAAAUGAUCAUGCCAUUGCCUUUGACAAGGAUGGAUGAUGUCAUGUGUUUUAAACGUAUAUCAUUUCUGUUUCUGGUUCAAAAGAAAAGGUUGGAAGUAAAUGUGGGUAAAAAGUAAAAUUUACUGUCUAUCAUUAUAGAUAUUAGAAAAUCAAGGCAAUACUGUCUUAAUGAAAACAUUAACGAUUCCCUCUUUAUCAAAUGAGACAAACGGGAACGAGUUUUGAGUGAUAUAACUAAGCCAAGACUGCCACCGUCAUUUUGGAUCUCCGCCUGGGUAGAUUUUAGUCACGUGCUAGGCAACGUACUGAAUCAAUAACAAGAUAGAAUUUCAUUUCAAGCCAAUUUAUCAAUUUUGUGGUGUAUAACUUUCGCAUUUUAGUACGUAAUAUGUAUUUUGAAUCUUCAAAUUGUCUUGAAACUUAAAAGAAAAUUUUACUUUAAAAAUUCACUGAAAAUCGGUAGCUAAAAUUGUUUGUUUAGGUGUUAUUUGAUUUUCGUGUUAACUUGUAAUUUCGUUAGUCGCCGGCAUCUUCUGUUGCUUCACACAGGAAAAACACACGAUACGAAGCGUAAUGAUCGAUUUUGUCCUCAAUCUCACGCCGUAGCAGAAAAAGCUUUUGAACAUCUGUAAACUCCGAGCGCUUCGCAGUAAAGGAUAUUUUCGAUGAAUCUUCGGAUUGUUUUCAAGUUCUAGGAUUGUAAAUCACAAUUUUAUGAAAAACGAAGGUUGUUCUGUUAUUUCAGUGUGAAUCCUUGCAUGCCUGCCAGUCGCUGGCGCCGCUUGUUGAAACUAAAACGAAAAAAAAAAACUCUUUUAAGAUUAUCAUUGGCUUCUUUGUCACCCCACCACUAUUCUUAGCAACAAAGGUCACCAUUUCGUUUGUUUUUGCUCGCCAAAAACUAUCAAAUGCACUCAAAAGCCUAAAAUCGAAAAAGAGUUUACAGGAAUCGACCAAUCGAGCGAGUGCCAUUCCCCACAUCGUAUCUACAACUCGCUCUUGCGCAUGCGUGCAAUUCACGAGUUAAAAACGGUUGGAAACUGUUCAUAAAGACUGUUUUACAAAAACGGCGUUUUUGUAGAACAGCUACAACACAACGGGAUUUCCAGCUACAGUGGCUAAACUAGACAUGGAGAGCCACAAACUGCUCUGCUAACAUGUUCGCUUGGGCGGCUAUCAUCAUUCAUGAUAAGAUGCUGUAGGGCAACAGCAGAAGUCAAGAAAUAAGUCUGAGAAUUGUCUGAAAUUUGCAACUGCGUGUCCUCUUAAGGGAACAGAUGUUACUGAAUAUGAAAUGAUAUAUAAGUUUUCCAUAUCCGCUUUUCAAAUUAUUGAGAGGAUGGCGUAAUGUGUCAAUAUCGGUCCGUUUGUAAAAAGGUGGGCGUUAAAUGUAAAAUAUCCGAAUUAAAAAAAAAAAAAAAAGGUUUGAGGAUUUAAGGCUUUGUCCAAACCUCUUCAAUCCAUCAAUACAAAAAAUAUUCGCAAAAGUUUAAAGAAAAUCAACAACAGUUUCACCUUGACAGGCAGCUGCUGCGUGACACCUUAAAGCUUUUUUUCCACGUAAUCUAAACCAGCUCAAGGGGUACUGACUUAAAUCGUAAAUAACCAAAUGUAAAAUUUAACGCUGGAUAUCAAAGUUGAAAGUAAAUGUGUUGAGUUUAGAAUUCGAAAUUAGUUAGAUAGUCGGUAAUUUGAUGCGUGUUGCGCGUAAUGCGUAAUUUAAGCAAACUCAAGCGGGGAGGUCCCCGGUAUUUUAAACAACUACUUUGUUGCAAAACAAAAAGGCAGAGAUAAUUUCAGGCCAAAAUGAAUGCUUCGGGUCUUUUACCGGCCAAUUAAUUUGAAUGGAACUUCUAUUUUCUAUGCCUUUGAGGCCUCUCGAAAAACACAUUAGAAUGGCGUAGUAAAUUGUUCAUCUUUAAACAAGGUAGAAGUCUUUAGACCACGAGGGAAAUGUUACUCCGAUAGUUUUCUGGUCUACGAAGCGUUAAAUAUUCAACUGGCAUUGCCUUAAGUCCAGUAGCUGAGUUCUGACGAGAAAUAUAAUCAAAUAGAGAGGUUGCAAACAAAGACGUUUACUACAAACGGUAAAAAACGACUUCGUGCCGUCUGUGUUCAGCCGUUGUCAGAUCAGCCUCCAGACUUCAACGUUAAACAUCAAAUUCGCCCGCUGACUCGGAAGAAAUCAAUGUGUCCACUUUUGUGAUUCGCACGAAACACAAUUUAGCUGUUAACCAGGAGUUGUUGACAAUUAGAGUAUCCAAAUUAAGAGUUUUCUAGUCCACAUCCCGCGUUAUUAAUUAUAAAACAGGUGCACGUCAAGGGAAACCUUUCUAUAAAUUUUGGUUCUUAAUCUUCUACAAAAUCACUUGAAUCGUAACGAUAACUCUUUUUAUCAAUUAUGGAAGGCAGGGAAGGAUUAAUACCGAGCUAGAGAUUUAAAAAAUUUUUCAGGAACGCGUCUUUCUUUUCAUCUCUUUACCGUUUUCGAAAGCUUUAAAAGAUCAUUACGACGCGCCUGUCAAUAAAAAAGGAUAUUGCAUAAGGGGGAUAUGAUAAUUGAUGCCAAAAACACUUUAGUUUCAGAAAGAUCUGUUUGGUUUGUAGAGAGGAUAGGAAAAAUUUAAUCGUUUCUCAAGCUUACUUUCUUUCUUCUGCUAUCGCCAUCCACCAUGAAUGAUAGCGACCCACACGUUCAGCUCAGCAGUGCAGAGUCCAUCGUUUUAUCACUAUGGCUCUCAAUGUCUGGUUUUGCAGCUGUAACUGGAAAUGCAGUUGUGUUGUGGCUUUUCUUCAGAAAUGAGUCUUUACGAACAAUUUCCAACCUUUUUUUAGCCUCUUUAUCCGUAGCGGAUCUUUUGGUUGGGCUUGUGAUUGUUCCUGCCUGGAUCAUAUUCAUGUGGUGGUUAACAUUUCACAACCUUUUUAACGUCUUUUUAGAAUGCUUGUGGGUUCACACAACCGUCACCACCACUUUCAACAUUUGCUGUGUUUCAGUCGACCGGUUUAUUGCCAUUCGGUUUCCUUUCCGUUAUCAGGACAUAGUAACCAAGAAAAGAUGUUGCAUAGGGAUAAUUUUGGUGUGGUUAUUUUCACUGGGUCUUCCUUUCUCGACGUUGUCGGUAAUUGGCGAGGAAAGUAUCAGUGUCUCAGUGCUGUGGAUUUCUGUUGCACUUAUAACAUUUGUUAUUCCAUUACUUGUAGUCUCAUGUUGCUAUAUUUGUAUUUUCAAAUCGGCAAAAAAGCAAUUUAAAAGAAUUUCAGCUAGAGAAAAUCCUACAACAAACAACGACAAUGUCAGAGUUCGUAGUAUGAAAAAUUUCAAAGCUAUCAAAACAAUCGGUUUUGUCUUGGGUGCUUGUAUUAUCGCAUGGACGCCCAGUUUUGUUGUUCUGUUUCUUGAUUGUUAUUACACUGUGAUAAGUGACUGGGAUAAAAGUUUGAGACUAUAUUAUGUUGUGUGGCCUUGGGUUGAGGCAAUCGCUUUUACUUCAUCAGCAGUCAAUCCAUUCAUAUAUUACUUUCGAAAUAAAGAGUUCCGCCCAGCUUUUCGCCGUACAUUUCGCUGGUUACCCAGAAGACGUAGCAAGAUAGGCACAAGAACAACCAGGUUGAAGUCAACUCGAGACCUAAUGACAGAAAUGGUUUGAGUUGUGGAGAUAUAGGAAAAGAAAAGAAAGAGUUCUGAAGACAUCUCAAAGGAAACACGACUGCCAUUAAUAAAAAAUUUUGAAAUGAACUGCAACUUUGUUUUGUGCAUUUUAUUUUAAAAAUAGCGUGUGAAAGUCUAAUAAAAUACCCUCUUUAUAACAAUUCUUUAUUGGUUGUCUCUGUGUAAUUCGUUUUGACAGUCCCUAAGUUCUAAGAUCUGCUUAGGCGGUUACUCAGUUGCCUUAUCUCCAACCAUGUUUUAGGAGAUGUUUGCAAAAAGAGUGCAGAACAGGUUUUUACCUUUCUCUAGAAAUAUCUUUAGGUGAUUUCUUGUUUGUUCUUGAAAACGCCCACAGAUAUAAGGUUAUUCAGCAUCGACUCAAUGAUCCUCGCUGGGAUGAUCAUGUCAGUUCAAACGCAUAAUCAAAAGAUUUUUCAGAUUAAUUUGCAAAAUUCACUCGUUAUUCCUAAGAAACCUCUAAAAAAGAAAUUGUAAACAGAAGUCGGUUUCCCGGGGAUCAGUUGAAAACGAAACCCAUAUCUUCUUUUCAGAUUAAUCCUGAAACACAGAGCAUCUAUUGCUGAUACAUGUACCUCACCCAGAAAAAGGACACAGCAGUUUUACGUCUACCUUUCAAUCAUUGUGGCUUUCUUAAAUCUAUGUUAUAUACUCAUUAAACAAUGUUCGUGUUUUCAAUAAUACUAGUGCCUUAUUAGUGUACCAAAACCGUCCUCUUUUUCCUGAAUGGUUGUCAUCAGAUAUUUUUAUCUAUUCUAAUGUGCAUGACAUCAUAUAUUUACAGUAAGAUAACAGUUAAAUUCUACUCUGCGCUCAGUGAGGCAUUUUGUGGUUAUGAAAGUUCUUCUCCAUUUAACUUUAGCAGGUGAAAAACUUCAGAUAAAUAAUUUGCAAAGUUAUUUGAUGUUCUUAAAGUAACAAAUUUCGGAUCCCCCCUCUUCCUCUAUCUAUUCCGAGUUUGAAUUAACAGAGGAACUGGUGUCGUUGUUUCUCUAGGAGCAAAAUCAGAUUGUUGUCAGUUUUCCAGGAGGCUCAAUCAACGUUCCUCGUUGAUUAAAACUGUUCGUCUCAAUUGAAGAGGUCCUCGAAGAGUGACUACAUGAAUAUAUUUUUCAAAGUCUAAUUUACGAGCAGGCCAUCCCAGAAGUUUCUCUGUCAACCGACUGUUUUUCAGUUCAACAACAUUCUCAUAAGCAACGGCUACUGAUUGCCAUUGAUUUGACGAACUUAAAACAAAAUUGGUAAAGGGUAGAUAACGCAAUUUGAAUACUUUUUUUAAAUGUCUAAGCAAAGACAAAGCGAGGAAAUACUUUUAAUCUCUUUCACAUUUGCAAAAGAAUGAAGACUGCUCGGCCUGUAACUUGGCAACUUCUAGCCUUGUACUCUGUCGGAAUAUGAUCAGCUAAGCCUUAGCCUAUAAGAUUUCAUCAGUAAUUCUCCUUUAUGUCUGCCAUAUAAUUAAUGUGACGUUAAUUUGGAGAAUUCGGAAUUGGAUCAAACAAUAAUCCCCUAAUUGAUGUUUCUUUAUUCCAAUUACUUGUCUGCUUGAUAUCGUACCAAUAGUGUCAGUAAAAUUCAGCCUAGAUCACUAGUGAGACUUAAAUGGUUAAAGACACAUAAGGACAUAAACAUGCAACAACAUUUUGUCGAGAUCUACUGUUGUUCACGAGGUGUAACGUAUCCCUAAGGUAGUUUUGAUCAUAGGAGAGCUUAAAGGAAUUGGGAUCUUUAAGCUGGAAGGACCCCUGAGAGAUAAUUCUACUGAACUUUACCAGCACUAUGAGACGUUUAUCUUUAAACGAGCCAUUAAUAAAUCAAGUGUACUUUAAGAAUUCAUUAAUUAUUGGUAAUUAUGUUAUUUCUUAUUUCUCUUUUCUUACAUAUCAUUUAUUUAUCGUUCAUAUGUCUAUCUAUUUUUCCAGUUUUGCUGUCACUAAUCAUAUUUAACGUUAAAAAUUCAUUUAUUUAGACAUUGAUAACGAUUUCGAAACAUUUUUUAGAAAGGUGUUGUUCUUGUUAUCUUUAUCACAGUUUUGAGGAAUUUUAAAAGUUUAGACUCAGAUUAUCGAUUCGUCUUCGUUAAUGAAAAGCAUAUCUGCACGAAUGCAAUAUUAUGAUUCAUACAAAAACAUUUUAGUUUCAGAGACAUCUGGUUAGUGAGAGGAGGGGACAAGAAAUUUUCAAGCGUUCCCAAGCUUACGUUCUUUUCCGAAUAAUCUUAUGAAAAGAUUGCAACAGAAGUUGGCUUCUACAGAAUCAGUAUAAGCGAAACCCUAUUUGCAGAUCACUUCUUUGGCUCAAAGCAUCAGAAGAUUAUAGGUCUACUGUAGUCGAUUAUGGUUCAAGCCUCCCUUGGAACAAAGUGCCAAAACAACCUAAAUGUGUAAAAUCAUUUCACUACAUUAAACGUAGGCUUUUAACCUUUUGUAACCAGCGAAGUGUAAGUUGAUAGUGUAAGUUUGACUGGAAAUGGGAGGACAAUUUUGUAAACUCAUUUCUGAUAAAAAAUAUUCCUCUUUUAAGUUAUUUGAUAUCUUACUUUUAGGUAUAUAUUUCUAUGGGGGCUCGAAAUCAAUUGGGACAAUUGCUCCAGUUGGUAUUUGAUAUUUAUUCAUUUAAUUAAUUGUUUGUUUAAGUGUACGUAGGCAAUGAAUUUAAUAGAUGUUAAUACUAAUUGCUUGAUUCGUAAGCAAUAUUUUGUGGUUUUAACGACAGAGAGAACGAGUACGACGCGAAAGAAAACUAGGGUGAGUGACAGGCAUAAGGAAAGAAACACGAUGGAACCUCUACAAUUGAAUUGUCUUUCCCCUCUCGUCAUGUGCCAGCCACUCUUGCUAGGAAAAACCAGUUCAUACAGAUGGUAGAAGAGUGGGAACGAGAGAAAUUAGCCAGAAAACGAGUCCAUUAUAAUUUCUUGUUGACCACAUUGACACAAUAUGACAUAUUCAAAUGACGAAUUAUAAAUUAUUAAUAUAAGUUAUAGGAGUCAUUUUUCAUUUUGAAAAACAUGUGUUUUCAGUUGUCACAAUUGGCUCCAAACUUAGAGUUUCAUUGUCGCCUUAUCAUUUCCUUCGCUCGGAAUCGAGUCCAAAGCAUACGGUAUCUUUUGUGAUUAUUGUUAAACUGCAUGUAACCGUUAACCAAGAGCCGUUAAUUGUAUGAGAAUCCAGAAUUUAGAGGUUUCUGAUCGACUUCCUGUCAAAAAAGCAGCCGGAUCUCAGGGUAAACUUUGUUUUCAAUUAUUGUCAAGCUUUUUUAUUUAUGCGAAACACUAGAGAUUUUAAGAGUGAGUUUCUUUUUCAUUGUCGAUGAGAGGCAAUGAAAUAUUAAGAUGUUAUCUUAAACAUUUUUUAUCUAACAAAGGGCAAAAUGAUUUUCUGGAGGCAGGAGUACUUCUUUAUCUUUUCUAUUGUAAAUAUGCUCAAUACUGAAGACCGAUUAAGUUUUUUUUUUAGUUUGCUGGUCAGUUCGUUUAGAUUGCUGAAAGGAAGAUAAACAUCCUUAAACACUUUCCCCAGAGGUGUCACUUUAUCCAUCUCUUUUACCAUAAGACGUGCCUGUCAAUACAAAGCAUGUCUGCAUAUAACAAAUAUGAGGAUUCAUACAAAAACAUUAUUUAAGUUUCCGUAACACCUGUUUGGUCAGUAGCGAGGACAAGAAAAUUUCAAGGAUUUCCCAAGCCUUCUUCCUUUCUUCUCCUAGCAAUGAAUAUUUGCCAUCCUCACGAACUUCUCAGCAGCGCAGCAUCCAUCUUUCUAUCAGUGUGGCUCUUUCUAUCUAGUUUUGCAGCUGUAACCGGAAACGCAGUUAUGUUGUGGUUGUUCUACAAACAUGCAUCUCUACGAACAAUUUCCAACCGCUUUUUAGCCUCUUUAUCAAUAGCAGACCUAUUAGUUGGGCUUGUUGUAGGCCCUCCGUGGAUCGUUAUUGGAUUUUGGAUUCAGCCUCCAGUUCUCUCAAGUUUGUUCUACUUUGCAUACAUAUUGUGGCUUCACACGACCGCCGCCACCACUUUCAACACUUGUUGUGUUUCUGUAGACCGGUUUAUUGCGAUUCGGUUUCCUUUCCGUUACCAGGUCAGUGUAACAAAGAAAAGAUGUUACACAGUGAUUUUUUUGGUGUGGCUGUUUUCUUUAAUUCUUCCUUUCUUGAUGUUUCUGGUAGAUUAUGAGCCCAUGAUAAAUUAUUUUGUGUCGAUGAUUUUUCUUGCGUUUAUUAUAUUUGUUAUUCCAUUACUUGUAGUUUCAUUUUCCUACGUUUGUAUUUUCAAAUCCGCAAAAAAACAAUUUAAGAGAAUAUUAGCAGGAGAAAAUCCUACAACAAACAGCGACAGUUUUAGACUUCGUACUAUACAAAACCUCAAAGCUAUCAAAACAAUCGGUUUUGUUUUGGGUGCUUGCAUUAUCACAUGGAUGCCCAACUUAGUUCUGCUGCUUGUUGAAUGUAAAUAUGCCUUAGAAAAUAGCUGGGCUAGAAUUUGUUCGUUGAACCUUGUUGUGUGGCCGUGGGUUGGGACAGUCGCUUUUACCUCAUCAGCAAUCAAUCCAUUAAUAUAUUACCUUCGAAAUCAAGAGUUUCGCGAAGCCUUUCGUUGUAUCUUCCGUUGGUUUCCUCGUGAACGCACUGGAGAAAGCACUCCACAAACCGGGUUGAAACCAAGUCGACGCCAGAUUUUACAAAAUGUUGUGAGACCUGGAGAUGCAGCGAAUAAAGAGACAGAGCUCUGAGUACAACUCAAUCGAAACAAGACUUUUUCUUCCAUGGACAGAUGAGAUGAGGCUGAAACGGACCAAAACUUUCAUUAGUCCAUUUUCCUGUAAUUUUCGGCUAAAAAUCUAAUUAAAAAACAUCUUCAGAAGAAUGCCCAGACAUAGCUUUUCACUAGUAUUUCUUAUUCUGUUUUGAGAAUCCUUUAAGUUCAAGACGUUCUUUGAUGUUUACGCAUAUUGAUGCCUAGAGAUUCGCGGACCAGGAACAACUGUUUCCAUCUGCCUUCAUUCGUGCUCAAUUCCCUCAAUUUUAUUGCUUCUCUCGAUUUUUUUGUCGUGAUCCCUCACACAUAUCCCUGACACUUUAUUCCAUCGGGACGAAUGCAACGACGUAGGUCAACCCACGUAUGAUCUUUUUUCAUGUGGUAUCCAUCAGGGAUCAAACGAAUUGAUUGUGCGAGACGGAGCUUUUCUAGAAAGGAAAACUUUCUUGUAAGCAGUAGCGAUAUCUUAUGUGGAGCCAACUUCUGGCGGAUUUUUGUGAAAAGAAGAUCUUCAAGAAUUUGAUUGAAUUUUGGCGGACCAGAGUUCCCUCCGAUCUUUUUGGCCAAUCUUUUUAUAAUAUUUUAGAACGGUUAUCUGUCUUUAGCAAUCAAAGGAACUGCGAAAUAUGACUACAAAAGAAUACUUUGUUGGUCUGCAGUUCUAAGCACAUUGACAAGAAGAAAGAUAGGAUAAAAUAUCAAAUUUCCUUUCUUACGGAAAAAUACAAUACUGACCUUGCCCUUUGUGAGAUAUUGAGAAAUAUGCUAUCCUAACUCAGUAUCAGUUCAGUGAUCCCUACCCAGGAGAUCCUUUGGGGUUUAAAAAGUUGAUUCAUCUGUGUUUCCAAAUAAGUCAGUAGAAUUUGCUAUUUUUCUCCCAGUAAUCUUAAAGUGAAUUUGUAACAGAAUUUGGCUUCUAGGGAAUCAGUGUAAGCUGAACCACUUAGCUUAACACGGAUCACUCUUUUGGCGAAAAGCAUCAAGCGUUGAUGCUAAUAUUGCUCGAACCAUAAUAAGGAUUUAGCAAUUUUAACGAAAGAAAGAAGAAGCACCAAACGAGAGAAGCCAGCCUGUUUGACUGGCUUGAAUAAGAAAAAACGAUGGAACCUUCGUACCUGAACUGUCGUUCCCCUUUCCCUCUCCAUCACGUACAAGCCACUCUUGCUGGGAGGAAGCGGUUCAUACAGACAGCAGAAGAGUGGGAACGAGUGAAAGUAGCCGGAAAUUCAGUUUGUGGCCCAAUUCACAAAUUAUGACAUAUUCAAAUAACGAACUACCUAGAGAGUUUUUUUUUUUUAACUUAAACAAACAUCCUGUUUUCAACUGUCACACUCGGCUCCAGAGCUUCAUCGUCAUCUUUUCCAUUUUGCUCGCUUGGAAUCAAGUCCUUGCAGAGUGAGUCAUAAAUCAGGUCAGUUUAGAAGUAAUCGUUGUGUUUCUGUAGACCGGUUUGUUGCGAUUCGGUUUCCUUUCCACUAUCAGGACCUUGUGACUAAGAAAAGUUUUUACACAGCGAUUAUUUUGGUGUGGCUAUUUUCAUUAAUUAUUCCUUUCUCUUAGUUAUUGGUUGAUCAUAGGUGCCUGUUUGAUAAAGGCAAGGAAAAUAUUACUUUUGCAGUGCUGUCGAUUUCUUUAGCAUCAACAACAUUUGUUAUUCCGUUACUUGUACUCUCAUAUUCAUACGUCCAUUUUUUUAAUCCGCAAAAAAUCAUUUUCACAGAAUAUCAGCGGGAAAAAUACAGGAAAGUACAACUAG